This is a messenger RNA of Racocetra persica, 1113 nucleotides long. The record is from the annotation of a GenBank genome assembly. NCBI's taxonomy places the organism in Eukaryota, Fungi, Glomeromycota, Glomeromycetes, Diversisporales, Gigasporaceae.
ACUGUGCAUAUACUCGUGAUCAACUUGUCGAUGUCUUUCUGGAUUUUUUGGAUCCUUAUGAAGACUUCGACAAUACUGAACCAUGCAAGCAAGAGUUAAAUAUAGAAAUUGCUGUCUUUCUUAAUUCUUUUAUUGAUCAUAUUGAAACAACAAACGACGAUGAGAGUAAUAAGCUAAUUGCUUAUCAAAUCAUAAAACUUAUCUCAAAAGCUGAUGGAUUUGUUAUGAAAGAAAACCAAAAAAACCACGAAUUGAAGACAUUAGUAAACAGUGAAAUACUGAACCUCGAUUACCUCGCACAUCCUCAACCCCGAUCAAUUGCAGUUUCUUCUGAAAUUAAGGAGUACAUUCAACAAAAUAAGCUUUUAACUGUUCCUCAAAUUUAUCAUAAUAUAAAAGCCUCAAGUCUAAAUGGAUAUGUUCAUGUUACGCAACAGCAAAUUUAUUACUGGUGCAAGCGAUUAGGAUUUAAUGAAUAUAAGUUGUCUGAGGAUCAAAUAGAAUCGACAAUUCAAUACCUUUUUCAUCAACCUACUUGUAAACUAAUUAUUCAGCAACCUACAAUUAUUGCAUUUAUGACACCAUUAUUUAAUGUUUUUCCAAAAGAACAAAUUACUACAAUUGUCGUUGAUGCUACGUACAAUACUAAUCGGUUAAAGUAUGAACUUUAUACAAUCCUUGGAAUUAUGGACGAGACUAGGUUUUCUCUAUCCUAUUUGUUUCUAAAACCUGAUCAAAAAGAAAAGCGUUUGACGACUCUCUUAAACUGGUUUUAUUUGAUGAAAGAACAAGGCAUGCAUUACAUCAAAACCUUUCUGACAGACAAAGAUUUUUCACAGAUUACUUCAGCUCAAAUUGUCUGGCCUCAUGCGCGAAUUCAAUUGUGCUAUUGGCACGUUCUUCGGGCUAUUAAAAAAAAGCUAUCUAGCUCAGGAAUUGUAUAUUCAACAUAUGACGUAUAUGAAGCACAUAGUAUUUGUUCAGAAAUCGAUCCAUCUUGGCAACCAGCAUCAAAAAAUCAAAAUGUGCUUGUUGAUCUUUUUUCAAAUAGUGAUAGAAUUAAAAAUGUAGCAGCAGAUGAUGAAUAUAAAAUUUUUUGCAGAAAAGAUCUUC